Molecule: messenger RNA, 808 nt
Organism: Drosophila elegans
Lineage: Eukaryota; Metazoa; Arthropoda; Insecta; Diptera; Drosophilidae
Gene: RpL15
Product: 60S ribosomal protein L15
Exons: 3
Coding region: 118-732 (204 amino acids)
Biological process (GO): cytoplasmic translation
Cellular component (GO): ribosome; cytosolic large ribosomal subunit
Molecular function (GO): structural constituent of ribosome; RNA binding
Source: RefSeq, a predicted model, not a curated record
CUUACUUCCUCCUUUUGGAUUUUACCGUCUUGUAAGUUGGUUGUGCCUUGAUUUCGAGUUCUAAUCUAAGGUUUUGAAAGUGAUCGCUUAAGCUGCGUGGUCUAUCAAUUUGCGGAGAUGGGGGCCUAUCGGUACAUGCAGGAACUGUAUAGGAAAAAGCAGAGUGAUGUUAUGCGGUACUUGUUGCGUAUUCGAGUUUGGCAAUACCGUCAACUAACCAAACUACAUCGAUCGCCCCGACCUACUCGACCGGAUAAGGCAAGGCGUUUAGGAUAUCGGGCAAAGCAAGGUUUUGUAAUCUACAGGAUUCGUGUCCGCCGCGGUGGCCGCAAGCGUCCAGUGCCUAAAGGCUGCACCUACGGCAAGCCGAAGAGUCAUGGUGUAAACCAACUGAAACCCUACCGUGGAUUACAAUCCAUUGCCGAGGAACGUGUUGGCCGUAGACUUGGUGGUUUGCGAGUUCUGAACUCGUAUUGGAUUGCGCAGGAUGCUUCUUAUAAGUAUUUUGAAGUCAUUUUAAUUGAUACUCAUCAUAGUGCUAUUCGCCGUGAUCCAAAAAUCAACUGGAUUUGCAAGCAUGUCCACAAGCAUCGCGAGUUAAGAGGUCUUACUUCAGCCGGAAAGAGUUCGCGUGGUAUUGGCAAGGGAUAUAGAUAUUCCCAGACAAUUGGUGGAUCUAGGCGUGCUGCCUGGAAGCGCAAGAACCGUGAACACAUGCAUAGAAAACGAUAAAUUGUAAACCUUUUUAUUUAUCGGUUAAAUAAAACAUUCGUGCAUCUACAAUUUCUGUGCGCGGUGAGGACAUGUA